AUGGCCGCUGUGGAGAUUCAAAUGGCUCCCGGACACGGGAUGAAUGGUAAUGGACAUGCAAUUAACGGUCAUAACGAGUUCAACGGCGUCCCCAGGGAGCCAAAAUUCGCUAGUGGACUUAUCUUACCGCCCCCGGAGAUCAAGUCUGUGAUUGACCGAACAGCACUCUUCGUCGCAAGGUCGGCAAAUCCUCCCCAGUUCGAGGACAAAAUUCGCGAGAACCAGCGUCAGGACCCAAAGUUCUCGUUCCUCAACCCCGCCGACCCUUACCAUGCUUAUUAUAGAAAUCGCAUGGAGAAGGUAGUGCGGGGUGAGAUCGACGAUGACAAUGCACCCAAGGAGGAAAAGGUGCCGAUGGAGAGUGUUACAGAGGUGCGGGAAGUGGAUAAUGGCAUUGAGCCGCCCAUUCCUAAGUUUAUCUUGAACAUUCCCAAUAUCAGUGCGAUUGACUUGGACAUCAUGAAGCUGACCGCGCUAUUUACCGCUCGACGAGGUCAUUCGUUCUUCGCCUCGCUGUCCGCAAGGGAAGGGCGGAACUAUCAGUUUGAUUUCUUGCGACCCUCACAUUCUCUCUAUGGCUAUUUCAAUCGGCUUGUUGAACAAUAUUCGAAGGUUCUUCUUCCCAGCCCUGAGACAUUGACGCAGCUCAAGGAGCGUUCUCGAGAAGGUGCGCGGUGGAAGGAUCUGGAGCUUGCGAGAAAGCGUGCAAGGUGGGAGCAGGUCAAGAGAGAAAAGGACAAGAAGCGGGAAGACGACAAAGAGGCUGAAAGAAUCGCUUUUGCUGAGAUUGACUGGCAUGAUUAUGCCAUCGUGCAGACUAUCGAAUUCACUGCUGCCGACGCUGCAUCUGAGCUUCCACCCCCAAUGAGCGUGCAAGAAGUGGAGAGCAUGACACUCGCUCAGAAGAGGAUGGCUGCGAUGAUUAUGGAGACUACGGCUGAGGACGUCGAAGCACACCGGGCGCGUCAAGCUGCUGCAGAAGCUGAGGCCGCUGCUGCUGUCGGUGGUGCCGGCGCAGGAGGCGAAGAUGGUGCGGUGAUGGAAGAGAGCGAUGAUGAAGACAGGGAGGUGCAAGAGCGGAAGAGGCGUGAGGAAGAGGAGCGCGUCAGAGAGCUUGAGAGAGCGCGGGCCAUCCAAGCAAGCUCAUUGGAUGCAGGUGCACCCAUGAAGAUCAGGACGGAUUAUGUCCCUAAACUCAGCAAGAAGGGUGGUGAGAAGAUGACGACGUGUAGUAUCUGUGGUCAGCAGAUCCCAGUGGACGAGUUGCAAGAGCACAUGCGUAUCGAGCUACUUGAUCCUCGGUGGAAGUCGCAGCGCGAUGCUCUUGAAGCUCGCAAAGCUCAGGCAUCGGAGCUGCAACGUGGAGCGAAUGUCGUGUCGUCGCUUAAGAAUCUUGCACGUACGCGUGUGGAUAUCUUCGGUAUGGAAGCCGACGAGGAGAAGCGUAAGAAGGAAGAGGAGGAGGAGAGGCUGCGGCGGAGAGAAAGGGAGAAGGUCGUCUGGGAUGGUCACACUGCAUCAAAGGCGAACACGCUCGACAAGUUCUCCACGAACGUUAAUUUCGACGAACAAAUUGCCGCUAUUCAUCGGGCGAAGGGUCUUGGACCGCAAGAUGCAGCCGCUAUCGGUCCAGGUAUAGGACCUGCUGCCGUCCCGGCACCGAUGACCUCUCUACCUCCCCCACCAGCAUCCCUCCCCCAGCCCCCUAUGCAAGCUGGUGUUCCCGUUGCAGAUUCUGCGUAUUCAGCGGCAACAAUCUCCUCAGGCCCGCAACCAGCAUCCCUGUAUCCCCAGCCCGCUCCCGUCAUGCUCCCUCCUCUCCAUUACCAAGGUCUGGAUGCGCCGCAGCCAUUCGGUUACCAGCCACCUCCUACUGCGCCCAUGAUGCAUCCCUCACGUGUCGCUGCGCUCGCUGGAUCGCCGAUGCCUGGCGGAAAUUCGCCUCAGGUGGGAACGGUGCGCAGCGCGGAUGAGAUGGAAGGUUCAAACGACGAAGUCCCGCCCGCCAAGAGACAGAGGGUCGCGAAGUUGCCUGGCGGGCAGCUGUACCCCGAAGCGGAUUGGAUCAGUAUGCACCCGCAUCCAAUCUCUCUACUGGUGCAACUUCCGAAAGACCCCUCGAAGCCCGAUUGGCAGCUCGAUGGCCGCGUGGUCACCAUCCCCGACCUGCCGCUCAACCUGUUGGUGUCGACUCUUCGCGAACGCAUAGUGCAGCACGCCGGCAACUUGCCGAUCUCCAGAAUCCGGCUGGCGCAUGCGGGCAAGAUGUUGACGAACGCACACUCCAUUGCAAUGUACAAUUUGGAGGAUGAAGAUCUCGUGGUUCUCAGCCUCAGGGAUCAGAAGAAAAAGUAG
Sparassis crispa is the source of this 2355-nucleotide messenger RNA. Its product is annotated as Pre-mRNA-splicing factor sap114. Gene Ontology annotation, biological process: mRNA cis splicing, via spliceosome; regulation of alternative mRNA splicing, via spliceosome. The record is from RefSeq and is a predicted model, not a curated record. Gene Ontology annotation, cellular component: U2-type prespliceosome; U2 snRNP; catalytic step 2 spliceosome. The coding region runs from base 1 to 2355 and encodes 784 amino acids. NCBI's taxonomy places the organism in Eukaryota, Fungi, Basidiomycota, Agaricomycetes, Polyporales, Sparassidaceae. Gene Ontology annotation, molecular function: protein binding; RNA binding. The transcript is spliced from 7 exons.